AAAUCUUGUCAUGUGACGUCACAGGGUCAUUUAGCAGGUGCUCUGGUAAGAGCAACUCGGUUAAAGUUUUCAUCAGACAUGCGUCAUAGAUGUAUAUAGACCACACCGAUUUUGACUACCACCAUCGAUCAGUCACAACGUUGCAAUCAAGAAGGUAAUAUCCUCGUGUGACCCAGGCUGACACACGCCAACAUGGGCGAUGGCACGUUGUUCUCCACUAUGGACCUCUUCAUCCUAUCGGCCGCAGGGGGAAUUGCAAUCUAUUGGUUCUUUUUUCGAAAAAAGAAAGAAGAGGCACCAACAUUUAAACGUCUCACAGUUGUGCCCCAAGCAAAAAAUACUCCAGAUCCCAGCUUUAUUAAUAAGAUGAAAAAUACAAACCGCAAUGUGGUGGUAUUUUACGGCUCUCAAACAGGCACAGGCGAGGAGUUUGCCAAUCGUCUGGCGAAGGAUGCGAGCCGGUACGGGAUGAAGGGCAUGGUGGCCGACCCUGAGGAGUGCGAGAUGGAGGACUUGACACGGCUGAAUGAGAUUGAAAACUCCAUGGUCAUAUUCUGCAUGGCAACUUAUGGCGAAGGUGAUCCCACAGACAAUGCCCAGGAGUUCUAUGACUGGCUACAGAGUGGUGAUGCUGAGCUUAAGGGUAUAAAGUACGCUGUGUUUGCUCUGGGGAACAAGACGUACGAGCACUACAACGAAAUGGGGCGCUAUGUGGACACUAGACUGGAGGAGCUCGGGGGCUUCAGAAUCUUUGAACACGGAGAGGGGGACGAUGAUGCCAACAUUGAGGAAGACUUUGUGACUUGGCGUGAGAAGUUCUGGCCAGCUGUGUGUGAACACUUCGGUGUACAGCCUACGGGAGACGAUGUCAGUGUUCGACAGUAUGCAUUGAAGGAACACGAAGAUCUGCCUAAAGAGAAGAUCUUCUCGGGAGAAAUUACCAGACUCAAUUCCUUUAACCUGCAGAAACCGCCAUUUGAUGCCAAGAAUCCAUUCCUAGCACCUAUAAAAGUCAACAGGGAGCUCCACAAGGGCGGAGGACGGUCGUGUAUGCACAUUGAAAUCGAUAUCACUGGAUCCAGGAUCAGGUAUGAGUCCGGAGACCAUGUGGCUGUGUAUCCCAUCAAUGACCCUGAGCUGGUAGAAGCUAUUGGCAAGAGGCUGAAUGUUGAUCUGGAUCAAGUCAUCACUCUCACAAAUGUUGAUGAGGAGGCCAGCAAGAAGCACCCCUUCCCCUGCCCCUGCUCAUAUCGUACUGCCUUGUCCCACUACCUCGAUAUCAUCAGCCCCCCUCGUACUCACGUCCUCCGUGAGCUCUCUGAAUACGCAGAAGAUGAGAAAGAUAAGGCGUUCUUGCAGAAAAUGCUGGCACCUACAUCAGAAGGCAAGGCCCUCUACAGUGAGUGGGUCCAGAAGGACCAUCGAUCCAUACUGGCCAUCUUGGAAGAUCUACCAUCCCUCAAGCCUCCCAUAGACCACAUAUGUGAACUGUUGCCACGGUUACAAUCCCGUUUCUACUCCAUCUCAUCCUCACCAAAGGUUCACCCACAGAGUAUACACAUCACCGCUGUACUAGUAGAAUACACCACCAAAGCAGGACGCUUGACGAAGGGCGUGGCCACAAACUGGCUGGCCAAGAAGCACCCAACCGAGACCCUCAAACCCACCGUCCCUGUCUAUGUCCGGAAGUCCCAGUUCCGACUCCCCUUCAAGCCCAGCACGCCCGUCAUCAUGAUCGGACCAGGAACUGGAGUAGCUCCGUUCCGAGGAUUUAUACAGGAAAGGAACUUCUUGAAGCAGGAGGGUAAGCCGGUGGGGGACACCAUCUUGUAUUUCGGCUGUCGCUAUCAGGCCCAGGACUUCAUCUAUGAGGAGGAGCUGAAGGACUACCAAGCCAAGGGAAGUCUGAGCAAGAUCUACACGGCAUUCUCCCGGGACCAAGAGAAGAAGGUCUACGUCCAGAACCUUAUAGAGCAGAACAUGGCAGAGUUCUGGGAGGUUUUAGAGAAUGGAGGUCACGUGUAUGUGUGUGGUGAUGCGAGGAACAUGGCGAGAGAGGUUCAUAGCUUACUGGAGAAGAUCAUCAUCGAGAAGGGCAACAAGGAUAAAGCUAGUGCUGCAGAUUACAUCAAGAAAUUACAAUCCAAGGGCCGCUACUCCUGUGAUGUAUGGAGUUGAACCGUUCGACAACACACCUACUUCAGUUUGAUCAAUGCAAGUUCCAAUCCAAAGCACCAUCAUCACGAGUGGAAUCAUGUUGUCUCGUACCUAGUCGGACCACAGAGUUUAUGGAGAUUGGGACGUUUCCAUGGUUGCUGACCCAAUUUUGUUACCAAAAAUUAUUCAGGCUUAUUAGAUUAAAAUUUUGUUUCUCAUGAACUGCUGCCCUUAAAAUAACCACUGAUCCAUUUCUUAUUAUAUUUCUAAGCCUUGUUCAGGGACAAUUUAUUUUAAGUCAAAUUUCGUUUUUGCACCAGAAUCCAACUUUUUGCACUAACAUUUCAAAUUAGUAGCCAUGGUUACCCUGACCUGAGGCACUGUCCCUCUAUUCACUGCAGGCAGUAAGGGGCUUAACUAAAGAGGCUGCGUUGGAUAGUAGAAUCAAGUUUACCAUGUGUUUACUUUUAUGGAUUUCUAACAUGAGUCCAGAACAAAAACAUUUGACAAUGAAAUGCUGUUGUCAGAUUUUAGAUUUAUAAUAUUUAUAAGGACCCAAACAAGGCAAAGAUUUUUUAUUUAUUUUAUCACCUGCUGAUCUAAAUCCAACUUUAAGAUGAUUACAUAAAUCAUGUACAAUGCAUUUUAUUUAAUUUAUUGUUUUGACCUAACAACCAAAGGUUACACUCCUGAAUUCCGUAAAAAAAAUAAGUCUGACCUGAUAAAAAAUUAAAUUCUUUUUAAGAAUCUUACCUACCCAGUCAGUUUUGAAAAAAGUCAUGAGAAACAGGAAUGUUAUUUUAACUGGCCUAAAGAUUCAUCAAAUAAAACAAUCACUUUGGUGGUACUAUGUUCUAGAAACUGAUGUACUCUAUAUUUUAUAAGAUUUUGCUCCCAAAGCAAUGAAGCCUAAGUAAUGAUUACUCAGUCUUGCUGAAAAUAUAUUUAUUAAAGCCAGACAAAAUAUCAUUUCUUGUUAAACAUUAUGACUUAUUUUGCUCACAAAGCAAUGAAGUUUAAAUAACAAUUUCUCACAAUGUUGCUUAAAAUGUAUUUAUUAAAGCCAGACAAAAUAUUAUUCCUUGUUAAACAUUAUGACAAAGAUUACAUUUUGUAUUUAAUAGAUAGAAACCUGCUGUUCGUGUAGUGUCAUUUAUGUUGUUAUAGUUAUUUUCUGCAGAGUAGCACAGUUGCCGAGUGGCUAUGACACCAUUAUUCAUUAGGCAGAGUUGCCUCCCAUAGAAGUGAAAGGAUCUGCUGAUUUGACCUGCUUAUAUUCCAUGGUCUUUCAGCAAAACUUACAUCCUCGUGCUAAUGGGUUUCAGCAAAGGGGUAAACAUCUACAAGCUAUGUCAUCUGUGGCCUUCCUCCCACACCAAGCCGAUACACCUGGAUAUGACUGAAAUACUGAUCAAAGUGGCAUUCAAAUUGAGCUCACUCACUCUUCUUUUCAGAAUGAAUUAACUGUUGUCGUUAAAAUAUAUAGACCAGGAUUCAGCCUAGCCAUGGGGGAAAAUAUUUGAAUAAUAUUUAAUAGAUAUUUAUUUCCUUAAAACCUUCCUCAAUGGUCGAUAUGAACACAAAAUUUGACCCUUCUAUAUUUAGUUAGAAAAUAAUUGUAAAAAGGAUUACUCGUGGUAUGUGAAAAUAAAUAUUUUUAAUUUAUCUAUUUUGUCAUUUAUCAUUUUGGUGAAAUGGUACAAGAAUGUUUAAAGAUUUAUAGUGUUUACAUGAACAUGAAAUGAUGCACACACUGCUUGGAAAUAUGCAAUAAAACGUCUAAGUAGUGAGUGAGUGAGUUUCUUUUUUGCUGUUUGUAGCAUUAUUUUAUCCAUAUCACCCUGGGUCGCACCAGAAUUUGAAUUAUUGUACCCAUGUGGGGAUUCGAACCUUUGCCCCUGUUACACAAAGUAAUCUUUACACUACAAUUGUUGAAAAUCUAUGUUAAAGUAUUGGAGUUAGCGCUAAGAUCGCUUUGUGGAAUGGGGCCUGGUCUUGAACCUGAUGAAGACAGAAUCACUUGGAUUCCCUCCCCAUCAGUGUCAAGGUUGAAGAUUCUCACACACCAUGAUUCCACUGCUUGAGGCCAUUUACAUGGAACAUUUACACAUAUAGCAUCUUGUAUUUCUGUAGUUUUUUAUUCUGAAACAUAUGCUCAUAUUAUGAUUGAAUGUCAGGGACAGGCUUUACAAACUGUUGUUCAGGCAAAUUUAUGUGAGUAUUUUGUGUACUGACAAACAUUAAAACAUGCAAUUUUCUGGUUUCUAUGGACCUGGCAAGAAGGCUUUCCUGUCUAUUGAAAUAUGAAAUUGGCAUGUCUAAAUAUGUUAUGUCCUGCAUACACUGUCUUUGAUUAAACACAUUUGAUGACAAGUUGAUAUACCGUAACAACCGUAAUAAGCACCCUGGGCGCUUAUUUAAAAUAUACAUGUUAUUAAAUAAGUUAAAUUUGUUGCCAGUGGUCAAACAGUACUGAACAAAAUUAAUUCGAACAUCAGUGAAACUAACAUGUUUUUGAUAAUAAUUACUAGUCAAUUAUAUACACAUUCUAUGCUGCUGUCUUCUUUUAAAAAAGGGGCGGUCGGGUAGCCUAGUGGUUAAAGCGUUGGCUCGUCACGCCGAAGACCCGGGUUCGAUUCCCGACAUGGGUACAAUGUGUGAAGCCCAUUUCUGGUGUCCCCCGCCGUGAUAUUGCUGGAAUAUUGCUAAAAGCGGCGUAAAACCAUACUCACUCACUCACUCACUCUUUUAAAAAAAGCCUUAAUAUAUUCAAAAUUAUAUGGACUGUCAAGUUGUUUAAUGAUGCUUAUUGGAACAAGGUGUUUAAUACAGUUAAUAGGGCAUUGAUGUUGCACUACAGAAGCCAUAGCAAGUAACCAAUGCCAUGUUUUGUAAGUUAAUUUUUUACCCUUUCUGGUGCUUUUCCAUGGUAUGAUAUGACUCUGUGCCUUAAGGCUUAAAAAAAUAAAAGAAUUGGUUCUCGGACAAUGUUUUUUUUAAAAUAUAGUGCAUGCGGCCAGUGUCUAUUUUUCAUUUUUUCUUUGCUUGUUCAAACUAGUAUGUAAUCAAAUAAACAGUUAUGUAACCAAAGAAACAGUACAAUCAACCUGGGAAAGGGCCUCCCUACAUAUAUGUAUUCCUUGAGUAAAAUACUGGAAUACUGAAUAUUUUAGUAUUUUUUGUUUUUGUGUGGCAAACUUUAUGAUAAUGCAGGCAGUCCCUGAGAACCAAGACUUAUUUUUUUUAGCCUUAGUAACAUAUUUUCCAUGUAAUUCUUCAAUCAAAGAAUCUGUGUUCCUUGUUUCAAAUGAGGAAUUAAGUGCUGUUUGGAAAAAGAAUUUGGUUUAAGACCAAUUAUUGUGAAUUUCUAAAGGAUAGGGGGGGCACGGGUGGCUGAGUCAUCUAAGGCGCCGCGAUUUGCUGUGCAGAGUUGUGUCCCUUGGGCACGCUAGAAACCUAUGAUUGUGGGUUUGAAUCCCCGUUUACCCUGAUUAUAUUUCUAGGUUUGUCAGCACAAUACCUGUGCUCCUGGGCUUCACCAAAGUGGUAAACAUCAUUUUGGGCUUUCCUCCCACAUUAAGCUGACUUGCCGUAAUAUUACUGGAAUACUGUUAAUAGGGGCGUUUAACCCAAUUUACUCACUCUAAAGGAUAAGAUGGAUAUUAUGUUGUGAAUGUAGUUUCUUUUCAUUAGGUUUUAACUGCAUUCAGAUCUUUGGAUAUGUUUUAGCAUUGCAUUAAGUCAUUGAGUUUACACACACACACACACAAUUAAUCCAUUCAUUCAGUGGCACUGUCAUAAGACAAGUAUAUUUUGUACAAACAGUUGUAAAUAUACUUUUUGAUGUUUCUCUGGUUGUUAUGGUUACCCAUGGCACCUGUGUGCUCAUCUGUACUGUAUGUAAGAAUGUGUAUAUUUUGAGCUAUUUCAUAAACUGAGCAUGUUUUAUUUGAACUGACACUAGGUUGUCAGGUGAUAGACAUCUGUGAUGUAGAUAGUAGAUUUUAGAGCCCACCAUUAAAAUGGUCAGUCCUGAUGUGGACUUUGUAUGUUUAUUGAAAAUAUAGUAUUGGAUUCCAAAGAUUAUAUAGUCAAGACUGUACAAUCAUAUGGUAGAUCCUUAUGAUGUUAAUCUUCAUUUUUCUUUGUUUAGCAUAGUUUUAUGUUUAGACAAGAUCAAUUAUAUUACUUGUUUCACAGCUAAGAAAUAUAAAAUACUUCAACUGUAAAAAAUAUUUUUAUUUCAAAAUUUACAGGUAUAAUUGACAUCCUUAUUGUCUGGCUGACUUCAGCAAAAACUUCAUUUAAAGUGAAAGGUUAACACUGUGCCCCUCCAAUAAGGAACCACACAAGCUGGGUGUUUAUUAUGCACAAGAAAAUAUGAUAACAGGCACACUGAGUUAGUAAAAAUCUUAAAAUUGUAUGAAGUUAUUUUUUGUACUUUUCAGGCUCAUUCUUUCAGCUAUUUAACAAAAUUAAAUAAAAAUCUGUAAAACAAGUAAUUAGAUUGAUCUUUGUUAUUUUUAUGUGAUGGUGAUUUUUUUCUGAGUGCAGCUCCAAACAAACUACCUGUGACAGUGUUAUAGCAUUCAGUGGCAGAUUUCUGUCAGAUUGUGUGUUAUACCCAGAAGUGAAUGAGUGAACAUAUAAUGUGGCAUCAGCAUUAUUUCAGCAAUAUAGCGACCAUACCAGAAAGAAUGGGGCAUUGCUCAUACUAUCAAUCACUGUUUUUUUCUAUCCAAAUAGCUGUAUUAUUGCUGAUCAACUGAAAUUCAAACAUUACUCUACUUUGCUGAUGGAAUCCCAAAUAUGCUGAAGAUUGAUAGUGAGUUUCCAACCAAUCUCAUUAAAAUCACACCUUCUACUCUGAUAGGAUACCUCUCUGUGUGGAAGUCUGACAUCCCCUCCAUUGGAGGUUGCUUCAGGUGAACUUCCCCAACCAGUGAAUGAAGCAUUCAGAAAUGCAUAUAUUUUUUCUGAAUUGAAAAGGAAUAUGAUCGGGGAGUUUCGAAUGCAAAAACAUAAAGCCAUGCUUUCAUUAUUGUGGAUAUAUCUGCUGCCAUUUCGGAUAUAUCGAGGUGGUAAGGAAAUGUAAUCGUUUUAGAUAAACUGACAUCUGACUGGCUUAGGAUCCCACGCAUCUGGGAGGUCAAAGUUCGAUCAGGAUUCAGCUGAUACAAUCUUUAUGCAGGUGUUGUCAGAUCUUAUGCAGAGAGGUAUGGUAUCAAAGUAAACGAUUGUCAACUCGGCUUAUGGCAAGACUCAAGAUUAUAGAAGCCAUGACAAAGUCUUGCUCAUAUGUCACUCUUAGCUUCAUGGUAUGGCAUGGCAUGGCAGCAGCACGGCUCUUCGGCGUCAGGCAUCAAACACUUUUAUUCAAAUUGUGUUAGUGGUGAAGUAUUUUGCAGUCAGAUUUUGCAGUUUGUUUCGUAACAGGCAGGUAAAGAUUUUGCAGUUUGUUUCGUAAUAGGCAGGUAACGCCAGCCGGGUUGGAUAUGGGGCCUGUUUUGUAAAACAACGAAAAUAGUACAUUUUGAUAAUGAUACAGAAUUCAAUCGCGAAUCGAUGCAUGGGCUGGCGUAUCAUGUAUCGUAUCGCCAAGUAUCAGUUCGAAAUGCAUCAAUAAGUGUUUGAAUUGUGACGCCUCUAUGCCAAGUUUUCUCCAAGAUAUUUUACACGAGCAUAAUGGAAAAUGGUUCUAAUUUUUGCUCCCUUGUGUUCAGUUGUUUGAUUCCAUGUCACAAUUUACGAAAACAUUUUAUUAGGGGGAUUAUUCAUAUCGAAGACGAAAGCUGCCUUAUGUCAACCAAGAAAUAUUUUAUAGCCACAAUCAUGGAAGGGAUUUUAAAAAUCGUUUUAUCAUGAGUUAAUGUUUUGUUUCAUCCUUUUGCACUGGCAAUAUGAUCAUGUAAUGACUAAAAAAAUAAAAUUUAGAUGUCCUAA
Molecule: messenger RNA, 8100 nt
Organism: Haliotis rufescens (red abalone)
Lineage: Eukaryota; Metazoa; Mollusca; Gastropoda; Lepetellida; Haliotidae
Product: NADPH--cytochrome P450 reductase-like
Exons: 15
Coding region: 193-2178 (661 amino acids)
Biological process (GO): response to hormone
Cellular component (GO): cytosol
Molecular function (GO): NADPH-hemoprotein reductase activity; flavin adenine dinucleotide binding; FMN binding
Source: RefSeq, a predicted model, not a curated record